AAGAUGGCGGCCGCACUAGUAUGUCAGCAGGUGGCGACAGUCCAUGUGGGAUCUACGUAUGUAAUGUAUAUGUCUGGUAGUGUGUAUAUGGAGUCUAUGGUUGGUUGGUUCGCCUUGAAGUACGUCUGAGGUUGGGCUAAACCAACUGAAAGAUCAUUUAGUGUUCCACCCUCAAAGAAACUUCAUUAUCUGGCCACUAUAAAACUUUUUGGGAGACUUCAUUGUUUAAGAAUGACUUAAGUCUAAACAAGAAAAAAAAUAUAGUAGGCUAAUUAACCAAUCAAUCAACACCUAUAUUCACUCCCGUUUUAAAUGCCGCGAUAUUCCUCUUUCAUGUGGCCGCACUUCUUUGAUGUUUUAUUUGAACUAAGAAUGACCGCAACUUUAAAAAAUAGUUUUGAAAAUGUUUUAUUUAUGUCUUGUUACUUUUUGUUUUGGGUGACAUCAGGUGAAAGUAAAAGAGCCUGAGCGUUAAGUAGACCUGCCCUCGUUUUGCCAAACGUUUCCUCUUUCCUUCCACCACAUGCUGCUUUACUGCAUUUGUCUGCGUGUCACACAGACCGGUCGAGCAGUCGCAUUCUUUUCGCGUUCAGCUCUUAAUGUAAAAUCUACCUGUGUUUUGUUUUUUUGGACCUGGUGCUCCUUCAACUCCCAACUUUAAGGUUUGUCCGAUCUUUACCUGGAUGGAGCAUGGAUUAUCAGUAUUAGAAUGAACAAACUGGUUAUUGUACAGUGACUCGAUGGUUACUGUCUUACUGUAAAUGAGGAGUCAUGGUCUGAGUAGCACAGUUGCUCCAGUUUAGGGUGUGUCCGACGGCCUGUUACUACUACGGUGUGCAGGAUGGGCCAAACUCGCUCUGAUCUCGCGCACACCAGCACCACCGCCGCCGCCUCCACCUCGGGGAGAGCGACGUGGAGAGCCGAGGAAAAAGCCCGUCGACUCCCCAGAUUACGGAACAAAAGGAAGCCGCCGAACAAGAAUCCGAUGAAAAACAAGGUUCUGGCUUGCUUGGGAAGAAGAAAGCGAUAUCAGACUGAAGCGGAGUUCGGCGGGGGAAACCAAGCCGCAGACCAAGCAGCGAGCAGCGGCCACAGAGUGGGAAAGUUGCCGCGGGACGAGGUCGUGUGGGCCGUUGGUGGAUACCGAACAGAACCGGGCUGUAAUGAGACCGAAUGUGGUCUGGAAUGUGACGUCGACUGUGGGAGACACGCUUUAGAGAGCUCGGCGGAUCCAGCUGAUGUGUCACGCUUGGGAACGCAGAGCAGUGAAAUUAGCAUUGCGGGCUACACGGAGCCGAAACCCGCGCGGGAGGACAAUGCCUCGGAUCCCCCAGCAAGAGCCAUGGAAGGUAAACCACACGGGGGAAACAGUCAGGAUUGCACCGUGUCUAACAUUAAGGCUCUGACUUGCAAUAAUCUGAGUUUAGCCCCCGUUCUGACCUCUGACCCGGACCCUGAACCAAGUUUGCCCAGCUUGAACCCAGAUAAAGGUCUGGACGGUGUUGUAUCCACGCCGGAGGCCAAAAUGACCAAAACUGACUGCAGCUCAAUCACGUGUCAAUCGAACCAGGACGGAAACCCCAACUUCACCGAGACACCAAAGAACUCCGAUCAGAUCCUCAAGAGUCCACCAGGAGGCCCACGUUUCCCAGGAACCAUCCCGAAGCUCAUCAUAACAAGAGACCCCAGUCCGACCCGCUCGGCGGGGACGCCGGCCCUGCUGACCGUGCAGACCGAUCUCUGCUCCUUUCUGGAGCUUCACCACGACGACGAGUCUCCGUGCUCGGACAGCGGUUGUGGGGGCUCCCCUGCUCUGACGCGCAGCUCCAGGAAGCUAUCGAAAUCCUCGUCCAUCGGCCUGUCUUCUGCUUCGUCCUUCGAGGAGUCCGAGGACGACUUCACCGGCAGCGACAUCGAGUCCAGCCUGUCGCCGUCUCGGUCUCUGUGCAGCCCGGAUGAUCCUCCAGGGAUUAAGUCCUGGCAGAAGCUGAAGACCAUGGUUCAUUGCUCCCCUUUUGUCGUGUCCUUCAAGAAGCGUUACCCGUGGGUGCAGCUAGCUGGCCAUGCAGGUAACUUCCAGGCUGGAGAAUAUGGACGCCUGCUGAAGCGAUACUGUGAGUGUGAGCAGCAAUGUCUGCAGAAGCUAAUGAAGGACACGCUGCGACCCUAUGUGCCCGGGUACUACGGUGUCAUCCAGAAAGAUGAGCAGGAUUAUAAUCUGAUGGAUGAUCUGUUGGCUGACUUUGACUCUCCCUCCAUCAUGGACUGCAAGAUGGGAAGCAGGACGUACCUGGAAGAGGAGCUGUCCAAAGCCAGAGAACAUCCACGCCUGAGAAAGGACAUGUAUGAGAAGAUGGUGGCCGUGGACCCCGAGGCCCCCACAGCAGAGGAGCGGGCUCAGCAGGGAGUCCUGAAACCUCGCUACAUGCAGUGGAGGGAGACGCUCAGUUCGACCGCCACGCUGGGUUUCCGCAUCGAAGGCAUUAAGAAAGCAGAUGGAACUUGUAACACCAACUUCAAGAAGACAAAACACAAAGAGCAAGUGAUGCAGGCCUUGGAGGACUUUGUUAAUGGAAAUGUUCAGAUUCUGAAAUUGUACCUGCAGAGGUUGGAGGAACUGCGUUCAGCCCUUGAGCAAUCCCAAUUUUUCAAAGCACACGAGGUUGUCGGCAGCUCUCUGCUGUUUGUGCACGACGCCUCCGGGAAGGCCAAAGUGUGGAUGAUCGACUUUGGGAAGACGGUUCCUCUGCCUGAGUCUCAGACGCUCGACCACAGGACGCCAUGGCUGGAGGGGAACAGGGAAGAUGGCUACCUGUGGGGACUAGACAACCUUAUAAGCAUUUUCAGCACUAUGCUCAGCCAGACACCGUGAGGGGCGCACCAGACUUUGUGGAGGAAAAUCAAGUUAGCAUGAAAUUGAGGAAUGAUUUUGGAGAUCUUUCAUUUUUUGUGAAUUGUUUUGAGACCUUUAUCCAAAUGUCUUAAUCCUACUUACGUAAGGAGAGGCGGCAAAGAAAAGCCGCCACUGAGAGGAGACGCAGAGCCUCGAGGACAAGUGAAAUAAGUGAAAAGAAAGGCUUCAAAGUUAAACUUUUGUUACAUGAACUUUUACUUUUUUUCCCCCUGAGAACACAAGGCUUUGAUCCAAUCAAAAAAAUGACACUAUCAUCUCAACAGCUCCCUCUUCAGGUUAAAGUUGCACAAAUGUUGCAGCUAUGAACUCUUAGGAGCAACCGUCACUCAUUCAGUCCUUCAAAAGCGUUGAGAAAUGAAGCUCAUCUUUGAUGUAGCAACACUACAACAAUGGUCCUUGUAUAAACUAACUGUAUGUAAAUAUAGCUUAAGUUAAUGUUGUUUUUGCCUUUGAAAUACUGUUUUGCCAUCCGUGUACAAAAUCUAUGCCUUGCUUUUUCUUUUUUUUGAUUGAGUUGUUUAAUCAUUCCUGGGCUGCGAACUUUCAGAGCUGGCCCAAACAUCCAACAAUUCGCAUGUAGUUCCAAAGUUUUGCUUUUACUGUUUUCUUAAUUUACAUUUUUGUAUUUUUUUUUUUUUUUUUUUUUUUAAUGAACCGUGAACAAGUUAAGAGCUGUAUUUUUUUUGACUGUAUUGCACUAUAGAUCCUCACAAAGCCAUCGAACAAAACACGCAGUGCCUCUGUCAGAGGGCAGCCGUGAAAAGCUGUGGUUACAGUUCGUGAAUUUCGCUUUUGGUGUUCGGUUCUCUUUGCUGACGUUCUCAUCGGCUCCACAGGAAUGCAACGGUGUGACAGUUCACAUAAAACUGGAAUUUUAUUUACAACUCUUAGAAGAAUUCAGAAGAGAUUUUGCAGUUUUAAUUUUUAAAAAAUACUUUUUCCAAGAUUAAAUCUAAGAAAAGAAGGCAAACAAAUGCAGGUACUGGACUUUUUUUGUAACCUCAAGUGGAAAUAUUCCCACAAAAGAAAGAAAACUUCCACUUGAGAACAUCUUUAUAAACUGUAUGUAGCUACACUAAAUGAAAUGUGGUCAAAAUUUUAAAAUUCAUGAGAGUUCAAAGGAAAAACCAAAUGCUGUUGAGCCUGUCAUUCCUGUACUGGACAGUGUUUUCUGCAGGUUAACUGCAGCAAUUCAUGGAUCUUCCAACAGUAUCACAUCAACUUUCUAUAAGAGACGGAUUGUUAAAAACUUCAAGUAUUCUUUUUUUUUCCUCUUUGAAAAGUUUUAAGAAUUCUGAAGCGACAAAUGCAAUAAACCUUUUUGAAAUGAAUACAGGUUUGUCAUAUGAAGUGGAUAUGAACAAUGUUUUGUAUUUUUAGGGUGUUAUACAUUUGCAAAAAACUUUGGGCAGAAAUUGUUUCUCAGCCACAAUCUGCAAUAAACUUACCGUCAAAGGU
This is a messenger RNA of Oryzias melastigma (Indian medaka), 4372 nucleotides long. RefSeq names its product inositol-trisphosphate 3-kinase Cb (gene itpkcb). Gene Ontology annotation, cellular component: cytoplasm; nucleus. Gene Ontology annotation, biological process: inositol phosphate biosynthetic process. Lineage: Eukaryota; Metazoa; Chordata; Actinopteri; Beloniformes; Adrianichthyidae. The record is from RefSeq and is a predicted model, not a curated record. The transcript is spliced from 8 exons. Bases 842 to 2872 code for a protein of 676 amino acids. Gene Ontology annotation, molecular function: inositol-1,4,5-trisphosphate 3-kinase activity; inositol tetrakisphosphate kinase activity.